AUGAUGGUGACGAUGACGAUGACCAUAACGAUGAUGAUGAAUGACGAUGACGAUGAGGGUGACGAUGACGAUGAUGAUGACGAUGACGUUGACGAUGAAGAUGAUGAUAAACAUAACGAUGACGAUGACGAGUACGCUGAUGAUGAUGAUGACGAUGAUGAUGAUGACGAUGAUGAUGAUGAUGAAAAUGACUAUGACGAUUACGCUGUUGAUGACGAUGAUGAUGACGAUGACGAUGACGAUGACGAUGACGAUGAAGAUGACGAUGACGAUGACGAUGACGAUGACGAUGACGAUGACGAUGACGAUGACGAUGACGAUGACGAUGAAGAUGAUGAUCACGAUGAUGAUGACCAUGACAACGAUGACGAUGAUGAUGAUGACGAUGAGGAUGAUGAACGAUGA
Parnassius apollo (apollo) is the source of this 405-nucleotide messenger RNA. Lineage: Eukaryota; Metazoa; Arthropoda; Insecta; Lepidoptera; Papilionidae. The record is from the annotation of a GenBank genome assembly.